CUUUAUUGCUUCCAGCUCGUUCUGCAAGCGCUAAUGCCCUUGUCAGUGAAUUUCGCUGUCAAGUUAGGGCAAAAAUCUAUUGUAAAGAAGGGGUUUUAUUUCACAGUUUUGUUCUUAAUAGCAUACUAUUGCUUUUAGGACCAUGGCUGCCAAGAUUUUGCCUGUAGUCAAGUUUGCAACAAAAGUGACCAUUGCUGGUGGCGCUAUAUAUGUCGCGUAUGAUUCAGGUCUUCUUGGAGAUGGCAAAGAGGGAUCUGUCACACUGGGUCGAGCUAAAGCUGCCAUCCCACCUGCUGUGGAGGAGUGGGUGAAGUACCUUGGCUUUGAGCUUCCUGCCACACCCAAAAUUGAGUUCUCACCACUGGAUGCAUGGAACUCAGGGGUCCAGAAGUCUAUCCAUGCCCUAUCGAUCGCCCCGUCUACAGUUAGUGACUACACCAAACAAGGCCUCCAAUAUGUUAAAGACCUCACAAAAUGAGCAUUUAGAACUUUAAAGUUAGUACAAGAUGCUCUCGAAAUAUUUCAGUGGAUGAUAAUACUAACACACUUGAAACUUUUCCCUUGCAUAUAUAUCAUAGACUAA
Molecule: messenger RNA, 583 nt
Organism: Carassius carassius (crucian carp)
Lineage: Eukaryota; Metazoa; Chordata; Actinopteri; Cypriniformes; Cyprinidae
Gene: micos13
Product: mitochondrial contact site and cristae organizing system subunit 13
Exons: 4
Coding region: 143-478 (111 amino acids)
Biological process (GO): cristae formation
Cellular component (GO): mitochondrial crista junction; MICOS complex
Source: RefSeq, a predicted model, not a curated record